Beta vulgaris subsp. vulgaris (sugar beet) is the source of this 2287-nucleotide messenger RNA. Its product is annotated as protein NRT1/ PTR FAMILY 7.3. Gene Ontology annotation, biological process: transmembrane transport. Gene Ontology annotation, cellular component: membrane. NCBI's taxonomy places the organism in Eukaryota, Viridiplantae, Streptophyta, Magnoliopsida, Caryophyllales, Amaranthaceae. The record is from RefSeq and is a predicted model, not a curated record. Bases 130 to 1929 code for a protein of 599 amino acids. Gene Ontology annotation, molecular function: transmembrane transporter activity. The transcript has 5 exons.
UAUAUAUAUGGCUCUUUCCCCCCAACCUCUUCUUGUCUCCUCAACUAUCAUCUUCCUCUUUCAUCAAUUUACCUAAUUGUCUCAUUUUUUCUCCGAAUUUUUGAAAUCUCCCCCUUCUUUCUUUCAUCAAUGGCUAUAGGUGGAGUGAUCAAGAAGAGAGAUAUGACGAAAAAACAAGAUGAUGAUUACACAAUGGAUGGAACAGUGGACAACCGUGGCCACCCUGCCAGUCGCCAAGAUACUGGGAAAUGGUUCGCGAGUAACAUUAUCCUUGUAAAUCAAGGGUUGGCUACCUUGGCGUUUUUCGGAGUUGGAGUUAACUUGGUACUAUUCUUGACAAGAGUGCUGGGAGAGAACAAUGCUGAUGCCGCAAACACUGUCAGCAAAUGGACUGGAACCGUCUACAUAUUCUCCCUUGUUGGUGCCUUCCUCAGUGAUGCAUACUGGGGAAGGUUCAAAACAUGUGCCAUUUUUCAGAUAACAUUUGUCAUAGGUUUGGCCUCAGUAUCUCUAUCAACAUAUCUCUUCUUGCUCAGACCAAAAGGCUGUGGAGACAGGACAACUCAAUGUGGAAGACAUUCAAGCACGGAGAUCGGAAUGUUUUAUUUCUCUAUCUACCUUGUCGCCUUGGGAUAUGGAGGGUAUCAACCUAACAUAGCAACAUUUGGUGCUGACCAGUUUGAUGAAGAGUACGAGAGCGAGUCACACUCAAAAGUGGCUUUUUUUAGCUACUUCUAUCUAGCGAUGAAUCUAGGCUCACUCUUCUCCAACACUUUACUAGGGUACUUUGAAGAUGAGGGGAUGUGGGCUCUGGGAUUCUGGGCAUCAGCUGCCUCUGCGUUUCUGGCACUCGUUCUAUUUCUUGUAAGAACACCAAAAUAUCGCCAUUUCAAGGCAACAGGCAACCCCCUCUCAAGGUUAUGCCAAGUUCUUGUUGCUGCAAUCAGGAAAUGGAAAACUGAAAUGCCAGAUGGAGAGAGACUAUACGAAGCAGAUCAAAAGGAGUGUUCCACUGAUGGAAACAGAAAGUUACUCCAUACUGAAGGAUUCAAAUUCUUGGACAAAGCAGCAUAUAUUAAAUCUGGGGAUUUCUACAACCAGGAGCAAAGUCUACAUAACCCAUGGCGUCUUUGCCCCAUAAGACAGGUCGAGGAAGUGAAGUGCAUUUUAAGGCUACUACCUAUAUGGCUGUGCACCAUAAUCUACUCGGUAGUGUUUACUCAAAUGGCGUCACUCUUCGUUGAGCAGGGUGCUGCUAUGAAAACUACUAUCUCAAACUUCAGAAUUCCAGCUGCAAGCAUGUCCAGCUUUGACAUUCUCAGCGUUGUAGCUUUUGUUUUCAUCUACAGAAAGGUUCUUGAUCCUAUAAUGAGCAGAGUGAGGAAGACAGAGUCAGGAGGGUUAACUGAGCUGCAUAGAAUGGGUAUUGGUCUGAUUAUAGCAGUAUUGGCCAUGGUCUCAGCUGGGAUUGUGGAGUGCUAUAGACUCAAAUAUGCCAUAAAAGAUUGCCCUCAUUGCAGGGCGCCAAACCCAAGCACACUAAGCAUUUUCUGGCAAAUUCCUCAGUACGUUUUCAUUGGUGCAUCUGAAGUUUUCAUGUAUGUCGGUCAGUUAGAGUUUUUCAACGCCCAAGCACCCGAUGGACUUAAGAGUUUCGGAAGUGCACUUUGUAUGACAUCUAUCUCACUAGGAAACUAUGUGAGCAGCUUAAUUGUCUCCAUAGUUAUGAAAAUCUCAACAGAGGAUCAUAUGCCAGGGUGGAUACCAGGAAAUCUCAACAAGGGUCAUUUAGACAGGUUUUUCUUCCUCUUAGCAGCUCUCACAACAAUAGAUUUUGUUGUUUAUCUAUUAUGCGCAAGAUCGUACAAAUGCAUCAAGCUGGAAGGAAAAUCUGACGAAGACAACAGCCAAGUCGAAUAUGAUGUCUGACGUCAGUGAUAAUGUCUCCAUUUUCAAGGCCUUCAUGCUUCACUUGAAUAAAAAGGUAAAGGGGUAGAGUACAUUCGCCAUGAAGACCUUUUUGAAGGGGUGGGGGAGAGGAAGAUUAUUCGAAGGGAGUAACAAGAACUGUUAGAACUUGUCACUCUUAUCAUAGAAUGAUUGAAAGAUAACAUUGAUAUCCACUGUAUUCCCUAAAGAGCCGGGCUUGAGCAACAAGUUCAAGGGAAUUGCUGCUUUUUUGCCCUUCUAACUAAAUGCUCAUGUGUUGGCUCCAAUUUUAAGGAAUAAGCUGUGUACUUUAAUUAUGCUAAUAGUUGGUCCAUUUCCUAUUGGACUUUUUCUUUAA